ACAUUAAAUGUUACAUUAGAUUCUAAAACCCUUGCUUAAUAUAAUAUGCAAUAAACCCCCGAUUUUAUCUCUAUUCUUCUGGGCCCUUCUGUAGUUCUUGCCUUGGCUGGGCAGUGCCGAUCGAAGUUUUGUCCACCAAUUUUACAGCAGAAAUGGCGGCCAAUUUGACAAACCCUGGAUUGCUUUUACACCAGCCAUUCCUUCCCGCGAGGCCUGCGCAACGAACUGGAUCUUCCGCAUGCUUUAGUGGUUCUUCUAAUCCGGAAAUCCGAAUUUCACAGAGAAAACUAUGGAGGAAAUUCAACGGCUCCACAGCCAAAGUUGGAAGAAAGGAUUUCCAGUGCAAAGCUCAAGCUCAAGAUAGCGGCGUGUCGCGGAGAUUUGGAUUGGAUCAGUCAAAGGUGCAGCUUCUUCUAGCUUCAAUAUCAAACUCUGGUGCAGAGACAUCUUCUGUUGGGUCAAGUCCUCCUAAUCCUCAAUUUAUUCCACCGCCACCAACGUUAAUAGGGUCACCACUUUUAUGGAUAGGAAUUGGAGUGGGGAUAUCGGCUCUAUUCUCUUGGGUAGCAAGCAGCUUAAAGAGAUAUGCAAUGCAGCAACUUUUUAAAAACAUUACGGGACAGGCAACUCCAGGUGGAAGCCAGUUUGGUGGUAUGGCUAUGCCUGCAGGAUCUGGAUUUCCCAUUCCACCGUUUCCAGUUCCUCCUGAAACUCGUUUUGCGUCAGCACAGACAGUUGAUGUGUCUGCAAGUGAAGUAACUACCCAACCAACACAGGUCAAUGGAGCAGCUGAAGAAAAAUCAGGAGCAGUUGAAGACAAAAUAGGAGCAGCUGAAAUAAAAGUAGAGCCCAAGAAGCCUGCUUUUGUUGAUGUUAGCCCAGAGGAAUUAUUGAACCAAAAUGCUUAUGGAAGGAAACAACAAGAAUCGGCAGAGAACAAUGCUCCUAAGACGACACAUUUUCAAGAUCCAACACUGUCACAAGAUCAAACAUUCACAAAGACAGAUGGAGGGGCAGCUAGCAGACACUCUCAAUUUACUGGGAAUACUGGCCCAAAUCUGACUGUAGAGGCAUUGGAGAAAAUGAUGGAGGAUCCGACAGUACAGAAGAUGGUUUAUCCGUAUUUGCCCCCAGAAAUGCAGAACCCAGAUACUUUUAAAUGGAUGAUGCAGAAUCCACAAUAUCGUCAACAACUUGAGGACAUGCUAAAUAAUAUGAGUGGUGAUGCUACAUGGGACAAUCGAAUGCUAGAAUCAUUGAAAAAUUUUGACCUUAACAGCCAGGAGGUUAAGCAACAAUUUGAGCAAAUAGGACUCACACCAGAAGAGGUGAUUUCAAAAAUCAUGGCAAAUCCUGAUGUUGCCAUGGCAUUUCAGAAUCCAAAAGUUCAAGCUGCUAUUAUGGAUUGCUCGCAGAACCCUAUGAGUAUAACCAAAUACCAGAAUGAUAAAGAGGUGAUGGAUGUUUUCAAUAAGAUUUCGGAGCUUUUUCCAGGCAUGACAGGCUCUCCUUGAAAUUCUUGAAGAGUUAGAUGCACACAAAACUGUUUUUUCAGGACUUGUGAGCAGUACACAAACUUAACUUGCAAGAAUAGAGAUAGGUCAAAUGCCAAUUUUUUGGCAUCAUGAAGCUUUGUGGAACAAAAUUCACUUCUUUAAUCCUUGCUGUAUAUCAAGGUGAACCAAAAUGCUUUUAGGUCCCCCUUGCAGCCUGUGAUCUGAUGAUUGGCAAAGUUUGAGAGGGCUUUCAUCAAGGGAUGCUCCUGAGUGGGCCUAAGAAUGCUAUAUUUGUAAGUUUGCUUCAAUGUUUGUGCAUUAAGGGGAGGUAUGUUGGGAAGUAUGUUUUUGACUAAUUCUUUAUACGUAACCAUGUGAGUAGGUCUAUUAUCAUGUCAAAUUGGAUGUUCAAUGGGAGUUGCAGGGUCAGGAGGUACAAACUAGGGGUCGAUCUUAAAUUCGUUAUAUGUUUUUCUUAGUAGAGUGCCAGAACCUUAGCAGGGAGUAAUAUUCAAAGCAGUCUUGGAUUGGCUUCUUCGUUAUUCUGUGCAUAUUGUCAUUUUUUGUGCAGGGCACAGGUGUUGUUCCACGGAAAAUUUCAACACUAAUAAACAUCAGUAUGUAUUUGAUACUAAACUUCUAAAAUAAGUUUCUAAGUGAAGAAAGUAUUCAGAAUUUGAGAACCAAAA
Molecule: messenger RNA, 2185 nt
Organism: Cryptomeria japonica (Japanese cedar)
Lineage: Eukaryota; Viridiplantae; Streptophyta; Pinopsida; Cupressales; Cupressaceae
Product: protein TIC 40, chloroplastic
Exons: 14
Coding region: 153-1514 (453 amino acids)
Biological process (GO): chloroplast organization; protein import into chloroplast stroma
Cellular component (GO): chloroplast thylakoid membrane; chloroplast inner membrane
Source: RefSeq, a predicted model, not a curated record